Molecule: messenger RNA, 267 nt
Organism: Brenthis ino (lesser marbled fritillary)
Lineage: Eukaryota; Metazoa; Arthropoda; Insecta; Lepidoptera; Nymphalidae
Source: the annotation of a GenBank genome assembly
AUGGUUAAAAGUAUUGGAAAAGACGAAGAUGCGGUGAAUUCUUAUGAAGAUAUUACAAUUUUGGAUGACGAUGGACAGUUAAAAAAUUUAAAAUUUAAAUCUGCGCGGUUAAAAAUACCUCUUGAACUCAAUAAUUUGAUAAGCCAUAGUGACAAAGUGAGUGAUAGUGAGAGUGGACAGAACAGCGACAAAGACUAUACUCAACAAUCUAAAUUCUUCGACGAGCUUGGGUUGUUAGAAGCGGUCAAAGUCAUCGGUAAUAGUUCU